GCUCCCACACGCAGCUCAACCCGACGAGGCGCGAGGGUCAUUUGGCCCUUUGCCCUUUCACUGUCCGCUCUUGGGGCAAUCCGCAAUGCCACCCUCCCUCCGACACUGAGCAAAACCCCCCGUGCGCGGUCUGCAGACGCUGAGGCGUGCAGCCCCCCCUUCCCCCCCCCGUGGCAAGAGCGCCGGCUCCGGGCUCCCUAUAACGAGUCAUCCCUCCGCGAGUUCUUCUUCUGCCCCCUUCCUGCUGCUCUUCCUGAGCAAUGAGCAAGUGAGUGGAGGAGCAAGACUGCGAAGAGAGAAGACAGAGUCAAGUCUAGAGUCUCUACUACUAGCAGCACACACAGCCAUGGACCCUCUGGCGUCGCCCGGUACCUCGGACGAGAGCUCCUAUGACGCUUCCACAGGCCCGACAACGCCCUCGUCCAGCCCCCUGUUUGGUCCUUCGGGAAUUGACGAUUUGGCUCUCUCGUUGUCGCAGUGUCUGAACGCGCGGGAGGGUGAGAAUGGGUCGUUUCACAGUGCAGGCACGGUGAAGAACGUGUGUGUCGUUGGUGCGGGAUAUGUUGGUGGCCCUACGGCGGCUGUACUCGCGCUGUACAACCCGUCGAUUACCGUCGAGGUGCUAGAUCGCGACUCGAAUCGCAUCGGACGGUGGCAGUCGCCACAUCUGCCGGUUCACGAGCCGGAUCUGGAUCGUAUUGUUCGAGUUGCCCGGGACGGGGCAGAGAUUCGGAGUGUCGAUGCCAUCCCUGCCGCCGUCAAACGGGGGGGGAAUCUCGUCUUCACCACGGACUCCGUCCGGAGCAUCUCCCAGGCAGAUAUCGUCUUUCUCGCCGUCAACACCCCAACCAAGACCUUUGGCGUCGGCGCUGGACGUGCGACCAAUAUGACGGCUACCGAUGCUGCUGUCCAGGAGAUCGCCAGGCACGCAAAACCAGGCGCCAUUAUUGUGGAGAAGAGCACCGUGCCGUGUGGGACCGCCCAGCGGGUCCGCCAAAUACUGGCGACCGUCCGCCCGGGCGUCCCCUUUGAAGUUCUGUCAAACCCCGAGUUUUUAUCCGAGGGCUCCGCUGUCGAGAACCUCACCCAUCCGGAUCGCGUGCUGAUCGGGUCGUCUGGCACCCCUGCCGGUCGCCGCGCCGCGCGUAUGCUCGCCAACCUGUACACCUCGUGGGUGCCUGUUUCGCGCAUUCUGGAGAUCAACACCUCGUCGUCCGAGCUGGCGAAGCUGGUCGCCAACGCCAUGCUGGCCCAGCGCAUCAGCAGCAUCAAUUCUAUCAGCGCCAUCUGCGAGCGCACGGGCGCCGACGUCGACCAGAUCUCCGCCGCCAUCGGGCGUGACGCGCGCAUCGGGCCCAAAUUCCUCAAGUCAGGCCUGGGUUUCGGAGGCUCGUGCUUUCGCAAGGAUAUCUCUAGCCUAGCCUACCUGGCCGAGUCGCUGGGCCUCGAGGAGGUCGCCCACUACUGGCGCCAGGUGAACUCAAUGAACGUCUACCAGCGCGACCGCUUCUCCCGCAAGGUCAUCGAUCGCUUCAACGGCAACCUCGUCGGCCGCAAGCUGGCUGUGCUGGGGUUUGCUUUCAAGAAGAACACGGGCGACACCCGGGAGUCGCUCGCGGUCGAUGUCAUCCGCUCCCUGCUCGAGGAGCGCCCCGCGGAGCUGGCCAUCUUCGACCCUUUCUGCCGCGAGGAGGAUAUUCUCCGCGAACUGGAGCCUAUCUGCGGUGUUGACAACGCCUUGCUGCCGCGCAUGUGCUCCGUCAAGGUCCACCCGGACGUCUACUCCGCCUGCUCCCAAGCCGAUGCCGUCCUCCUCCUGACCGACUCGGAUCAGUUCAAGAGCUCCCAGAACAAGACCUUCCCGAAGAAAGAGCCCGAGCCGGUUCCCACACAGAUCGCCUCCCCAAGCGAGGACGCGGUCGCUCUCUAUGAAGAAACCUAUGUGUCGUCCCGCGGGAUCACGUAUCACUUAACGCCGCAGGCGCCGUGUGGUGCCGAAUGCGCCGAGUGUCGGGCGCAGUCGAACCGCCCCGUGGCAACGGAGCCUGUCGAGUGGACGCGCAUCGCAUACUGUAUGAAAGAGCCGCGGAUGGUGUUUGACGGGCGCGGGCUGCUUGAUGUUGCCGAGAUGCAGACGCAGGGGUUUAGUGUCAUUCGCUUGGAUUCGGGACAUACAUAACUUUGUCUGUUGGACGUAAUUAGAUACCCUUUCUUUCUUCUUGUCUUCUUUGUCGGUAUAUAGACCGAAGACUUUUUUUUUUAGACUGUCAGUUAUGAGGCAUUUUCACGGUUUAGUUCGAAGCAACUCAAUAUACC
Penicilliopsis zonata CBS 506.65 is the source of this 2316-nucleotide messenger RNA. RefSeq lists its product as hypothetical. Bases 347 to 2179 code for a protein of 610 amino acids. Gene Ontology annotation, cellular component: cytosol; nucleus. Gene Ontology annotation, biological process: polysaccharide biosynthetic process; glycosaminoglycan biosynthetic process. NCBI's taxonomy places the organism in Eukaryota, Fungi, Ascomycota, Eurotiomycetes, Eurotiales, Aspergillaceae. Gene Ontology annotation, molecular function: NAD binding; UDP-glucose 6-dehydrogenase activity. The transcript is spliced from 3 exons. The record is from RefSeq and is a predicted model, not a curated record.